Messenger RNA from Cavenderia fasciculata, 1419 nucleotides. It is a transcript of the gene expl7, whose product is annotated as expansin-like protein. The transcript is spliced from 2 exons. The record is from RefSeq and is a predicted model, not a curated record. NCBI's taxonomy places the organism in Eukaryota, Evosea, Eumycetozoa, Acytosteliales, Cavenderiaceae. Bases 1 to 1419 code for a protein of 472 amino acids.
AUGAGAAUUUUAAUAUUACUUUUAUCUUUUAUUUAUAUUGUAAACUCUACAAAUACAAGUGUCCCAUUAACUCAAUGCAUGUCUGGAAAAGUUAUUGGUACAGAACCAUUAACAGUUUAUGGAUCAUGUGGAUAUGGAUCAUAUAAUGGGGAGACAACUCCAGGGACAAUGACUGCAACAUUGAAUCAAAUCUUUUAUGCUUCUGCAAGAUGUGGAGAUUGUUUUGAAAUUACUGGACCAAAGGGAUCGACUGUUGUAAGAGCUGUCAAUUUCUGUGGUGGCAAUGAAUGUUCAAAUGACCGUCCCUACUUUAUGACUACACCCAAUGCCUUUUCCGAGAUUUCCGAUGAACCAUUGUCGACCAUUUACGACGCUGGUUUUAGACGUGUAUCGUGUCCAACCGAGGGUCCACUAAAGGUUCGUUUCCAAAACGAUACCUCUGAAUACUAUGUCAAUGUCUUGCUUUUUAACAACAAUGUCGGUAUCUCAUCGGUCAGCAUAAAAGGUGCCAAUAUGCCAAAUGCUGCUGAAAUGAACCGUCAAAACAACUCUGCCACCUUUUCAUGGAGUCAAGCUGGCUUCAAGAUCCAAUUCCCAGCCACUGUCACUGCCACUUCAUUGUAUGGUGAUAAGGUAUCUGUCGUAUUGAAAUCAUCUGACCGUCUCAAGGUGUACGAGUUUGGUAAAAACUUUGCUGUCCCUCAAAAGGUUGUUGGAUCACCUGCCACUUGUCUACUUGCCAAGACCCCAACCUGUAUCUACAACGACUCGUUUUCCCAAGGUUAUGAUACCUGGAGUUCAUACUCUUACAAGGAUCUCAAUGUCUCUGAUACCACCGUCACUUACAACAAGUCCAAAGCAUCUCUACACAUUAAUUUGAUUGGUGCAGGUUCCUAUCUCUCUAUUACCCGUGCCGGACAAUUCCAAACUGAUUAUUUCAAGGGUAUCAAGUUUGCAAUCCGUGCCAGCAGAGUAUGGAAUGGAUUCAAUGUAUUCUUUGGACAACAACAAGAAUCGUGUUGGAAGCCAUCGACCAACAUCACUACUGAAUGGUCAGAACAUACAGUCCUCUUUAGCGACAUGAAACACCAACACAUUGAAAAGGCUAUCAAUUUUGGAAACAAGAAUGAAAAUGAUGUAAUCAUGUGGUUGGAUGAUAUUAGUUUUAUCACCUCUCCAAAUGCUCCAAACAUCACUGCUGGUGCUUCAGCUGGAUCCGAAGGAUUAAAUCCAAUGACCAAUCAAACUACCACUACCAUGCAAAUGACUGGUACUCCAUAUGCUCCAAGUGAAGAUCCAACCGUUCAUGGUUCUCACAGUGGUGACGAAAUGAAUCAUGAAUCUUCUGCCAUUAAAUCAAAUUCAACAAAUAUCUCAAUUAUCUUUGUUUUAUUAUUUGUAGUAUUAUCAAUGUUUUAA